GAGGAUAUGUUUAAAAUUGAUUUGAGAGAGAGAGGGAAACAUUGACUGGUUGCCUCCUGUUUACCUGGGGAUUGAACCUGCAACUUAGGUAUGUGCCCUAACAGGGAAUUAUACCCACACCUUUCGGUGUGGGUACCAACUGAGCCACCCAGCCAGGGCAGGGAGAGACCUUUCACUGUGUCAUUUAAAAGUAAAGUUAUAAUGAAGCAUUAAAAUUGUAAUUUCAAACACAGGGUACAGAGCCUGUUGCUAGAUUAGUAAGACUCGGGGGGUGGGAAGAAUACUUCCGUGUGUCUCUGAAAAGCGCGGACACUCGAGGGGGAACGGGCGGUGACGUUCCUCAAGGGACACCCUUUCGUGCCUUUUGACUUGUGUCCUAAUUAUAAGAAAAAUUAAGAAGCACCGUUCACCCAGAAUUUAAAAGGUGAAACAUUGUCAAAGUUACUAUCCAUGUGCGAGACUCCUCUUUCUAAAGCACCUACUGUGUGUCAGAGGGCUGUGCCGACUGUCGCCAUGACUACCGACAAGUUCCUGGUACAGAAAGCACCUUAUCCCCAUUUGAGAUGGUGGCAAACUCGUCCGAGGCCACAUAAUUAGUCAGUGGCACAGCCGGGGCUGAGCCCAGGACUCACUCUUGCCCGGAAGGGGCUGGAGGAACUGAAACAAGGGUCCCUGUCCCCCACCCUCUCGGGCUCCGGGGGCCCAGGCGAGGGCUGGCCCUGUGGUUGUGAGGCCAGGCUGCUCUGGGCGAUCAGGGAGGCCCUCCCAGGGUUAUGUCGGGAGACUCCAAGGUGCAACCAGGGACCUCAGGCCUGGGGUUGGGGAGGCUGAUGGGUGAACACUGGGUCUCGGGGCAUCUCUGGAGCACCCACAGGGGUGGCUGCCCCUGGCUGCGAAGGAGACAUGUGCCACCCUGGGGACACCCAGAUGCUGGGCUCUAACCCAGAAGCAGAUCUGCUGCUGGGCCUCAAUCUCACAGCUUCCUUUGAUCUGAACCCGGGCUAUGGUCCUAUUUGUCCCCCCACCCCCCCAUGGAGUCUGCUGGGUGACCUCUGACCCCCAUGUUCCCUCAUGGCCCUCCCCUCGCAGCCUGGACUCUGGUUGGGGUCAAAUACUGGCCUGUUAGGAGCAGGAGGGCAGUGGUGGACAUGGCGCCUGUAGGCAGAGUGUCCCCCAGGCUGACCGGCCCACUGCCCUUCAUGGACCCUUCAGCUCUGGGCUCAGGGCCAGAACCAAAUUGGUCCUCAAUUAGGGCCUCCCCAUGACUUUGCCCCCCAUGACUUUGCCUCCCUUUCCUCCCUCUGGAUGGAGGAUCUGAUUCCAGGGUCAAUGGACCACCUCCAGCCACCAGACCUGGGCGAGUUGGGCCAGACACAGGAAAACUCUUCCACUGGCCUCAAUCCACAUUCAGGCCGAGGAAGCCUCAGGAAGGGGGGGUGGUGCUGCCCCCUGCCCCCGCCCGGACCCCCCACCUGCACUGGGGUACUUGGCUGGGCUUCAGGGGCCGGCGGGACCUGGCUGGAGAUCGCUUGGGGGAGUGGAAAGCGCUGUGGGCUGGGAAGCUCAGACCUGACUUUGUGCAGGCAUCCGUCAUGAACUGUGUGACCCUGAGGAUGUUGUGCCCCGGCUGAGCCUCGGUUUCCUGGGCUCAGACAUUGGAAAAGGGGGUGCACCGCCCCCUGCCCACGUGAGGGCCCAUGUAGGGUUCGAUCCGAGGCAAGAUCCUUUCAACUCUGACAUCCAGACUCACAAGGAGCCAGGAAGAGGGAGAGGACGUGGCUCCUUAGUGGACAAAACCCCACUGGUGCCCCCGCCCCUCCCCUGACAAGGGGAACACUGGACUUCCUAUCCAUGGACAGCCCAGCAUCCCAGCUGCCCCCAGGCGCCCCCUCAUCCCUGCAGGCAGGCCCAGCCCAGGGCUGCUAUAAAGCUGGCCCAGCCUGGCCCUGAGCACGCCCAGCUGGGACCCUCCUGGAGCCUCCUCAGGGGCCACAUCCGCUCUGCUGCUCCUUCCAAGUGGCACCAUGAGGGCCCUGUGGCUGUGCUGGGCACUGUGGGCGCUGGCCCUGGCCCACCCCGGGGCGGCCGUGACCGAGGAGCAGAUCCUGGGCAGCCUGCUGCAGCAGCUGCAGCUCCGCGAGGUGCCCGCACUGGACCAGAGCGACGCAGAGCAGCUGGUCACCCCUGCCCACGUGCGGGCCCAGUACGUGGCCCUGCUGCAGCGCAGCCACGGUGCCCGAUCGCGAGGGAAGAGGUUCAGCCAGAACUUCCGAGAGGUGGCCGGCAGGUUCCUGGUGUCCGACGCCUCCACGCGCCUGCUGGUGCUCAGCAUGGAGCGGCGGCUGCCCCCCAACAGCGAGCUGGUGCAGGCCGUGCUGCGCCUCUUCCAGGAGCCGGUCCCCGAGGCCGCGCUGCGCAGGCACGAGCGGCUGUCCCCUCGCAGCGACCUGGCCCGGGUCACCAUCGAGUGGCUGCACGUCCGCGCCGAUGGCUCCAACCGCACCUCCCUCAUCGACUCCAGGCUGGUGUCCAUCCACGAGAGCGGCUGGAAGGCCUUCGACGUGACCGAGGCCGUGAACUUCUGGCAGCAGCUGAGCCGGCCCCAGGAGCCUCUGCUGCUGCAGGUGUCGGUGCAGCGGGAGCACCUGGGCCCGCUGGCCUCCAGCGCCCACAGGCUGGUCCGCUUUGCCUCCCAGGGGCCUUGGGAUGGCGCGCAGGACGAGCCCCAGCUGGAGCUGCACACCCUGGACCUCAGGGACUUCGGAGCUCAGGGCAACUGUGACCCCGAGGCCCCAGUGACCGAGGGCACCCGCUGCUGCCGCCAGGAGAUGUACAUUGACCUGCAGGGGAUGAAGUGGGCUGAGCACUGGGUGCUGGAGCCCCCGGGCUUCCUGGCCUAUGAGUGCGUGGGCACCUGCCAGCAGCCCCCGCAGGCCCUGACCUUCAAGUGGCCGUUCCUGGGGCCGAGGCAGUGCAUCGCCUCGGAGACCACCUCGCUGCCCAUGAUCGUCGGCAUCAAGGAGGGCGGCAGGCUCCGCGCCCAGGUGGUCAGCCUGCCCAACAUGCGGGUGCAGAAGUGCAGCUGCGCCUCGGACGGGUCGCCCGUGCCAAGGCGGCUGGAGCCGUAGGGCGCUGGGCACGGCCACCGCGGGGCUUGACGUGUGCGCUUCAGAAGUGUCCUGGGUACCAGGAGAGACGGGGGCUGCUGAUGGGCAGAUGCUCUGUGCUCUCUGCUGAGCUAGGAAUUCGCUUCCUCUGACCAGUCAGCUCACCUCCUAAUAUUCGCUCCCCAGGAACAAGACUCCCUGGGCACCGGGCAGCCCAUCCAGGUUUCUCUCUCCUUCCUAUUUGUCCGCUGCACUGUAUCUAAGCACUUACCCGUGUAGGUUCUGUAAUCUACGAGCGGAAACGCCCAUUGGCCAUUGUUGCCCUAUCCCAGGAGCUGGGCUGAGCUCUGGUAUGGGCUAGAGACCCAGCUGCCACUCAGAGCUUCAAACCGAGGCCCAAGUACGGGUUGUGCGUUCUCGUCUCAGGUACGGAGGGCAUUUUGCAAGAAAGAAAGAAAACGCAUUUUAUUCUGUGGUUUUAUAUUUUACCAAGAAGCCUGCCCAUUGUUGAGGAAACAGAACGUUCUAGAGCAGUGGUUCUCAACCUUCCUAAUGCCGCGACCCUUUCAUACAGUUCCUCAUGUUGUAGUGACCCCCAACCAUAACAUUAUUUCCAUUGCUGUUUCGUA
Messenger RNA from Myotis myotis, 3736 nucleotides. RefSeq names its product left-right determination factor 2-like. The transcript is spliced from 6 exons. The coding region runs from base 2025 to 3128 and encodes 367 amino acids. Gene Ontology annotation, molecular function: growth factor activity; transforming growth factor beta receptor binding; cytokine activity. Gene Ontology annotation, biological process: BMP signaling pathway; SMAD protein signal transduction. The record is from RefSeq and is a predicted model, not a curated record. Gene Ontology annotation, cellular component: extracellular region. Lineage: Eukaryota; Metazoa; Chordata; Mammalia; Chiroptera; Vespertilionidae.